AUGAGCACGUCAAAAGGUAUUAUUAUUAAAGGGCAAUUUAACAUCAAAUACACUAAUGCGUUGACAAUAGUGUUCACCGAGGAGAAAUCGGACUAUGACAACUUACUGACCAAUAUAAAAAGUGAGGAGGUGGCAUACCAUAGAUACAUUAGUAAAAGCGAUAAAUCGCAUGCCUUUGUGCUUCGUGGACUAGGAGAGGGUACUAAAAUAGAUGAUCUGGAAGAAGAUCUAAUGAACUCAUAUGAGAUCAAAGUUAGAUCAACAUACAGAAUGACUACCAAGAAUAGACCCCUAUACCUGGUAGUAACAGAUCCAUUAAUAACAUUAGACUACUUGAACAGAAAUGUCAGAGUGGUACUGUACACCAGAGUGACCUGGGAGCUACGCAGGUCGACAAAGCAGAUCAUACAGUGCCACAACUCCCAGGCAUGGGGGCACGCGACUUCCAAUUGCAGCAGGCCACCAAACUGUCUCAAAUGUGCAGCAAAUCACCAUAAUCACCAUACCAGGACAUGUAUCAAGUCCAGAGACACACCUGCCAAAUGUUUCAACUGCGGAGGCGACCAUCCGGCCAAUUUCACUAAGUGCAAAGCUUACCUAGAUAGAGUUGCUAGAAUUGACGACCGAAAACAAUCAAACAACACUAUGAGGAAGAAAUAUAUACUUAUACUUGCACCCGCUCCAAAAAGAAAUAUAUGGGAUAGAAAUAAUAGAGAUGCCAAACAAAGAGACGAACACAACGAAGAAUUUCCGCUUCUUCCAGGAAUCAGCACACAACAAGCCACUAAGCAGCAGACAAGGCAGCAACAACAACAACCCAACUACCACAACAAAGAAGACAUAUAA
Molecule: messenger RNA, 846 nt
Organism: Psylliodes chrysocephalus
Lineage: Eukaryota; Metazoa; Arthropoda; Insecta; Coleoptera; Chrysomelidae
Source: the annotation of a GenBank genome assembly